AUACGAGCCAAGCUAUUUUUCCAACAAACACACGUCGUGGCUGCAGGAACGCACGACUACUUAAAGGCGAACGCAAGCUGGUGUUGGAACAUGAAGGAUGCCACAGUGUUGUUCGUUGCUGUGCUGGCUGUGCUGGUGGGUGGGCUCGGUGGGACAGACCCAUACGGCCAAGGCUGCAUUGAAAACCAAUGUUUCGCCGUGUUCAGCCAACCCGGUGACUUUACAAGCGCUCAGAAACAUUGUAAAGACCGGAAUGCGGUUUUAGCAACCGUGCGCUCGUCGACUGCAAAUGUUCUGAUGACAUCGAUCAUUUCGGGAAACAUAUCGGGUCAAUUCUGGAUCGGUUUGCAUCGUUCAACCAACUGCCCGAACCAAAAUUCUCAUCUUAGAGGCUACGAGUGGGUGAUUAAAGACGGCGAAAGUGAUUAUGAAAACUGGGUCCCCACUUUUGAUGGCGGUUGCUCCUCUCCCCGCUGCGUCACCGUCUCGGAGCGGGACGGGUUCCGGUGGGCGCAGGAGAGCUGUGACGCGCGGGUCAGCGGCUUCCUGUGCGAGUACAACUUGGAAAGCGGGUGCGCUCGUUUAGAGGGCGAGGGAGACGCCGUGGAGUACAAAACCCACGUUGGAUUCAGUGGAAAUGAUCUUCUCCUCCUGCCUUCAGGUGCCAUUGCCACGAUUACGCCGAGUGGAGUCAAGUACAUCUGCUCUACUGGAAUUUGGCAGCAGGGUCCGUGGAGCUGCGAGAUCCACGAUGGAGGCUGCGAGCACGAUUGCGCCGUGGAUGCCCGACACCAGCCUUUUUGCUCCUGUCCGCUCGGCUUCUCCGUCAACCCCGUCAAUAAUCUAACAUGCGAAGUGGACCUGGAUGAUCCGUGCGGGCGUUAUGGCUGCGCGUUCGCCUGCUUAGUGGGGAGCGACGGCGCGCCCUCCUGCGUGUGCGACCACGGCUUCAAACUGGCACCAGACGGCAAGUCUUGCGUGGACUUCAACGACUGUUCGGACGAGCGUCAAUGUCCCGGGGAGAAUUUCCGGUGCGUCAAUACAGUGGGAGGCUUUAAAUGCGAAUGCGAUGCCGGAUUCAAGAUGAUGGGGGGCUCGUGCGUGGAUCUGGAUGAAUGCGCCUCCGCCCCGUGUGAGCAUCUGUGCCACAACACGCACGGGAGUUACAAAUGCUCCUGCUACGAGGGAUAUAAAAUGGAUCCGCAGGACUCCAGCAAGUGUAAAUUGCAUUGUGGCAAGCAGGAAUGCGUAGCGGAGUGCGAUCCAAACGACAAGUACCAAUGCUAUUGUCCCGAUGGUUAUGUUGCGGAGGAAAGGGAGGACCACACUGUUUGCAUUGACUUGGACGAAUGCGCCAACUAUUUCUGCGAUAAAGGCUGCAAGAACACUUACGGUGGCUUUGUUUGCUUCUGUCCUAAAGGAUUCACCCUAGAGAAGGAGGUCUUUUGCGUCAGAAAUGAGGAUGAAGAUGAAGAUGAGGGGUCGGGGGAUGCUGCAACAAGUCCUUACCCUCCCACGGUAACCCCACAUGAGGUGGCUCCCACCCGCCGGCCUUCAGCGGUGACAACAGGUGGACUGGUGGCCAUAAUAGUGUGCGUUGUCAUUGUGGUUGUGGCGAUGGUCUUUUUCUGCCAGUAUAUUAUGAACCAGAGGGGGAAAGCAGGGGGAGAUGCGACGUCUAAAGCCCCUCAUGGAGAAGAGAGCCACAGUUUACAUGCAUGGGAGUGA
Messenger RNA from Nerophis lumbriciformis (worm pipefish), 1728 nucleotides. Lineage: Eukaryota; Metazoa; Chordata; Actinopteri; Syngnathiformes; Syngnathidae. The record is from RefSeq and is a predicted model, not a curated record.